GCGUCACUCUCUAGGGCUUUUGGGUUCGGACGCGGAUUCGUUCGUUCUCUAAUUCAUUCAUUUCACAGCGGAGGAGCGGGCUUCCUGGAUCGGUCCACAGUUUUCAGCUGUCCCGUACUGCUGUUUAACGGAACUAGUAAAUAUGAACUCAUUUGAAAAAUUUGAUAAGCUGCUGAAUUCUGUAUUGGACAGCCUAUUUGGAGAAAGAGAUACCCGCGUGAGAGGAUGGCUGCUGCUGGAUUCCUACACACCAACAUUUUUGCUCACCAUCACCUACCUCCUAGCAAUCUACCUGGGAACAAAAUACAUGAGAAACAGACCAGCAUACUCUCUGAAAAAUGUUUUACUGCUGUACAACUUCUCUGUUACUGUAUUGUCUUUCUACAUGCUAGUUGAGCUGAUAUCAGCAGUCUGGUCUGCAGGUUACCGUCUUCAGUGUCAGGCACUGGACGAAGUUGGUGAGGCAGAUAUCAGGGUAGCAAAAGUACUAUGGUGGUACUAUUUCUCGAAGCUGAUUGAAUUCCUGGACACUAUCUUCAUUGUGCUGAGGAAGAAAAACAGCCAAAUUAGUUUCCUACAUGUGUAUCAUCAUGCCUCUAUGUUUAACAUCUGGUGGUGUGUUCUCAACUGGAUACCAUGUGGACAGAGUUUCUUUGGGCCAACUCUAAACAGUUUCAUCCAUGUCCUCAUGUAUUCUUACUAUGGUCUGGCAACCAUCCCAUCCAUGCACAAAUAUCUGUGGUGGAAACGUUACCUCACCCAGGCUCAGCUGGUUCAGUUUGUACUGACUAUAACACACACAGUAAGCGCAUGGGUUGUUCCUUGUGGUUUCCCACUGGGAUGUCUAAAAUUUCAAACCUUCUACAUGUGCACACUUGUGAUCCUGUUUGUCAACUUCUACAUUCAGACAUACAAAAAGAGGAAAACGGAGGGUGGCAGAAUGGCUAAGGUUGGAUAUCCUAAACACAGUCAUUCCAAUGGCCUUUCAUCCUCUCUAAAUGGAGCCAACUCCAAACAGAAGCUACAGUGAUGCCACUACAUGACCAAUAGAUUGGAUCUUCUCAAUCCAGUUAGGCAAAAUACUGGUGUAACAAUAACCAUAAUAAUAGCCUUUUUUUUAAAUAACAAUUUUUUUUAACAAUUUUCAUAUCUUUGCUUUACAUUAUGAUUCUCCCAAGUUUCUGGGCAAUUUAAAUGAUGUACAGUAAUUUUCAGUGGGAAGAAAACUUAUUAAAAAUAAAUGCAUCUGUCAUGGAGAACAAACUAGCAAGAACAAAUUUAUAUUUAAAUCACAUUUGCUCAUUUAGCAGAUGGAUUUAUCCAAUGAGACUUACAAGUGACUUAAAAUUGACUAACGUAAAUGACGGUUUUUCUUAGUUGCUAAAACACUAAAACCCAUGGGCUGAACUAAGUUCUCAGUUGCCUGACCUGAUUUAGCUAAUCGUGUAGUCUGUUAUCAAUACCUUAAACCAUUUCACAUGCUAAAGCACUUUUCAGCAACACUCUAAACAUUCUCAUUCUCAAAACACAUUCUGCACUCAAAUGCACACGUCAUCCCUGCUGGUAAACACAAGUAGCAACAAUCAAAUACAAAUUACAAUACAAAAAAAGAUGCCAUUGAUCAAACACAACCACUCAAAAUUGAUGUCACGUUUUUCAAAUAAUGUGACACAACCGAUAUAAGCAAACAGGUUAUUGAAAGUGGGAAGGAGAUUGUCUAAGCAUGGUUAGAAGAAACAAUGUGAGGAUGAGUGCAAUGGGCAGUUUAUGAAUGUGUACUGUACCUCACGCCAUACUCACCUUUCCUGAAUCUGAUUGAAUAGUUUUAAGGAAAGUGUAUAAUUAGACAAUCCUACACCAGAGCAGAGGAAUCAUCAGGGCUUGAUAUGGCACACAAGAAGCUUCUUCCCCCGUUGCUUCAGGAGAGACAAUAUUGCGUUGUGUGUGACGUCAUCGAAAUGUUCUGGCUGACUCAGCCCAAAGACAAGAAGGAAAUUAAUCACCAUUUUGUCCAUUUAGUAUUGUAUACUGUAGUACAGUACAUUGUAGGCUGUAUGCUGUACAAUAAACUAAUUGUAUGGCCCUGAACAUUAAAAAGUACUUCUCCCUA
Molecule: messenger RNA, 2110 nt
Organism: Danio aesculapii
Lineage: Eukaryota; Metazoa; Chordata; Actinopteri; Cypriniformes; Danionidae
Gene: elovl2
Product: ELOVL fatty acid elongase 2
Exons: 8
Coding region: 143-1030 (295 amino acids)
Biological process (GO): sphingolipid biosynthetic process; fatty acid elongation, polyunsaturated fatty acid; very long-chain fatty acid biosynthetic process
Cellular component (GO): endoplasmic reticulum; endoplasmic reticulum membrane
Molecular function (GO): fatty acid elongase activity
Source: RefSeq, a predicted model, not a curated record